Molecule: messenger RNA, 2334 nt
Organism: Sardina pilchardus (European sardine)
Lineage: Eukaryota; Metazoa; Chordata; Actinopteri; Clupeiformes; Clupeidae
Product: myelin-associated glycoprotein-like
Exons: 7
Coding region: 33-1322 (429 amino acids)
Source: RefSeq, a predicted model, not a curated record
GGCAUUUCUAUUGCAAGCAAUAUCACUGAGAUAUGAUUCUGGUCAGAGAACUUAUUUUGUGUGGGUGUUUUCUUGCAUCUGUUUCAUGUUCACACUACUCUGCCAAAAUGCCCCAAACCUUGGAAACAAUCAAUGGCUCCUGCGUUUUGAUUCCAUGCUCCUUCACCACCAAGGAAUCAGUGGUGACUGGUCCCGCCACGGGGGUGUGGAGAAAAGGGUCCCAGUGGUUUAAAGACAGUGUUGAUGUGUUCAACUCUUCUAAAACCUCAAACAUACUUCGUGGAGAGAUCCUCGGUGACCUUACCCAGAGAAACUGCACCUCAGUUUUGUAUGGUUUCACAAAAGCUUAUGAGGACAAAUAUUUCUUUCGACUGGAGAGCAGUGUGACGCUAACCUUCACUGAGAGUGUUUCAAUCAAAGUCAAUGAUGCGCUCCCUAAACCAUACCUGACCUUGCCGCUGUCCAUUCAGGAGGGCGUCCUGGUCAGUAUGACCUGUGCAAUCUCUUCCCCGUGCCUUCAGGAUCCCCCAACUCUGACAUGGAGCCCACAGCUCAACCACAGCAGGGAGAUCCUGCGGACCAAAGAAGAUGGCACUCCUGAGGUCGUCUCUGAGCUGCGCUUCAUGCCCUCGAGCUGGGACGACGGCCUGAGCGUGAGCUGUGUGGCGACACACCAUGAAGGCGUCACGCCCGUCAGGGAGACUGUGCAGCUGACUGUGCUUUAUGGACCAAAGAAUCUUUCUGUGUCACUUCACGACACUCCACAACUUGAAAUGGGGAGUCCCAUCACAUUGUACUGCCUUGGUGUAUCUAAGCCCCCUAUAGACAAUUAUAGAUGGUUCCGGAACACAAGAGGUUAUCUGGAGGAAAUGGACUGGACAUCCCAGAAUUUCACUUUCAACGUGACUCACAGUGGCAGUGUGUUGUACCACUGUGAGGGAAGAAAUUCUGUUGGGGCAGCCAACUCUUCAGGCCUGGAACUAGAGAUGCCAGUGUCAGCCGGUUUGCAUUUGAAACAAGAAUGGUGGUGGCCGUUAAUAGCUGGUGCCGGCGCUGGAUUUAUCCUUCUUGUUGCUGUCUUAUACAAAAGACAUAAGAAUCUACAGUCAAAGCAGUCGAAGAGAUGGGAGCUUGAUCUUAAGGGGAAAGUGGUGGAUCCUGAUAUUUACAUCAACGUGACGGAAGAGACCCUCCGCAGAGCUGCCGGCCCCUCAGAGCCAGAUGACAGUGUGUAUUGCAACCAGUUCCAACCAGACAGCAGGAAGACGAAAAACUGUGAUUUUUUGUCUGACGCGGAUGAUGCCAUUUAUGCCAACCACUGAUGAUUGACACAAAAUUGCUUGAUGCAUAGCAUGCCUUUUCAGUGGUCUGCAUAAUGUACUGAGCUUAACCCAUGGUAGAGGACAGUAGGGUAAGUUGAACACAUUUGAUCCAGCAUCUGUAUCUCGGAAACCAUACACAAUUCUUCUCGUGACCCUAAAUUAAAAUUGAAUUUUAAUAUUACUGUAGUAUAGCUCUAGGGUGCUAGACUGAGCACGUUUGUGGUGAAAGUUGAACUAGAGCCUUGGGGGUAAGUUGACCUUGAGGUUUCAGAAAUGUAGACAAAUUUAAUAAUGUAAUAUGUGUUUUAUGAAUACCAAUACAAACUAAUUGUGACACUUAAUUACUGAAUAGUGACUAAUAACAUGAGAAUAAUGUUUGUAAAAAAAUGUAGAUUAUUUGUAUUCACAAUCUUUCUGUAAAAUUGUAAUUUAAAUGAAUUUAGAUAGCAAGUUUUCUCAGAUGGGUCAACUUACCACUUAUGUGAUGCAAGUUGAGCCACAAGACCACUUUUUUUAGUUGAGUCAGGCACACUGUGAAGGUUUCAAAUGAUGGCACAUGUGCUAAAUGUGUUGUAUGCAUUUUAUUCCUGACUAUAUACCCUUGACUGUUCAUUCGUUUGAGUAAGAAAAUGGCCCCAGGACAUGAAACUUGAAACUUGAUGGGCAUUUUGCCCUACCAGGCCGAUGAGGAAUAGUAGCUUUUUUAACACACUCACACACACGUAUGACAUUGUAAAGGCACUCUCUACACACCAUACUGUACAUUGCAUGCACAUAGGUACUGCACACACACACACACACACACACACACACACACACACACACACACACGCAUGCACACACAAAAGCACACACACACACACAAACAAACAAACAAACAAACUCACCCACCCACCCAUUGCCCCACUAUGGUAAAGACUUAGACACACCACAAGAAGUAUAUAAUAUGAUGGCAGAAAUUAUUCAGAUCUGGCCAACAUUCUUUUAUUGUUUUGUUGCUGUUGUUGUUGUU